UCUCUCACACACAAACACACACAAUUUCCCUUACUUCUGGGUUCUGAUGCGGGCCACCAUUAGAGGUAGCCAUAAAUCUUCACUCUGCGUGGAAAUUUCAUGGCCCUGAGCAAUACUUCAUCAAAUGGGUACCCUUCACCGAGAGGUACAUGGAGAUAACCCACGUCUCUCCUAGCUCCACUGAUCUUGUCUCCGUAGCCAAUAACCAAAGUUCCUUUUCCAUGCCGACGUCAACGAUUGGCGGCCGCUCUGUUAAGGUCAUUCCUCUUGACUAUUCUACCGCACGGGCAUCUUCUUCGUCGGCCUAUUCUAUAGCCGAGAGAUGGCGGUCGAAGAUUAAGCUGAUGACAUUUGUGGAAUGGAUGGAUUUAUUCUUUCCUUGUUCACGAUGGAUUCGAACCUAUAAAUGGCAUGACUAUUUACAGGUUGAUCUCAUGGCUGGACUCACUGUUGGUGUCAUGAUUGUUCCUCAGUCAAUGUCCUACGCAAAGUUAGCUGGGUUGGAACCAAUAUAUGGACUUUAUUCUGGGUUCAUGCCAGUAUUUGUCUAUGCUGUUUUUGGGUCAUCUCGACAGCUUGCAGUUGGUCCAGUUGCUUUGGUCUCUCUUUUGGUAUCUAAUGUCUUAGGUAACAUAGUAGAUUCUUCUGAUGAAUUGUACACUGAACUUGCUAUCCUUUUGGCACUUAUGGUUGGGAUUCUAGAAUGCAUAAUGGGGUUACUAAGGCUUGGAUGGAUUAUACGAUUUAUUAGUCACUCUGUGAUUUCUGGCUUUACAACUGCUUCAGCCAUUGUGAUUGCCUUAUCUCAAGCAAAAUAUUUUCUUGGAUAUGAUAUUACGAGAAGUAGUGAAAUCAUUCCAGUGAUCAAGAGUAUAGUAUCUGGAAUAGACCAGUUCACGUGGCAACCUUUUGUCAUGGGAUCUAUCAUUCUUGCUAUUCUUCUGACCAUGAAGCACUUGGGGAAAACAAGGAAGUAUCUGCGAUUUUUACGAGCGGCUGGUCCCCUCACAGCAGUUGUUCUGGGUACAGCAUUCGUGAAGAUAUUUCAUCCAUCUUCUAUUUCUGUGGUAGGAGAUAUCCCCCAGGGACUCCCCAAGUUUUCUGUGCCUAAGGCGUUCGACCACAUAACAUCACUGAUACCAACUGCACUUCUCAUCACUAGUGUAGCAAUAUUGGAGUCUGUGGGGAUAGCUAAAGCGUUGGCAGCAAAGAAUGGAUAUGAAUUGGAUUCAAAUCAAGAGUUAUUUGGUCUUGGAGUGGCAAAUGUGGUUGGAUCAUUUUUUUCAUCAUACCCAACCACAGGCUCCUUUUCCAGGUCUGCUGUCAACCAUGAAAGUGGUGCAAGAACAGGCUUGUCUGGAGUUGUUACUGGAAUCAUAAUGGGCUCUGCAUUAAUGUUCUUGACUGAUUUAUUUGAAAACAUACCGCAGUGUGCAUUGGCUGCUAUUGUGAUUUCUGCUGUCAUUGGUCUGGUGGAUUAUGACGAGGCUAUAUUUCUAUGGCGUGUAGACAAGAAAGAUUUUGUCCUUUGGAGCAUAACGGCUGCAAUUACCUUGUUCAUCGGUAUCGAGAUUGGAGUUCUUGUUGGGGUUGGCGUUUCACUCGCCUUUGUCAUCCAUGAAUCAGCAAAUCCACAUGUUGCUGUCUUGGGGCGCCUUCCUGGCACAACUAUCUAUAGGAAUAUUCAACAAUAUCCAGAAGCAUAUACAUACAAUGGAAUUGUCAUUGUUCGAAUUGACGCACCCAUCUAUUUUGCCAAUACAAGUUACAUAAAAGACAGGCUAAGAGAAUAUGAAUUUCAUUGCAAGGAUGAUGGAUUCACAAAACGUGGACCAGAAGUUGAACAAAUCCAUUUUGUUGUUAUCGAGAUGGCACCUGUAACAUAUAUAGAUUCAAGUGCUGUUCAGGCAUUGAAAGACUUGCAACAGGAAUAUGAAUCACGUGAUAUAAAGAUGGCCAUAGCGAAUCCAAACAAAGAAGUCCUGAUGACACUAUCGAAAUCUGGAUUGGUUGAUAAGAUUGGAAAAGAAUGGUGUUUCGUGAGGGUACACGAUGCAGUUCAAGUCUGCCUUCAGCAUGUUGAGAAUUUACUAGGAACGCAUAGGAACCAGCAGCCGCCAUUAAUGUCGUGCCAAGAAACCGGAAUAAUGGUAAAGGAGAAGAAGACAGUUGAGGAUGUUUCUAGCAGCAGCUCUAAGUUUCUGUCGGGUGACAGAAGAAGUUAUUCAGAUGGACCAAAAGAUGUGGAAUCACAGAUGGAGCCAUUGAUAUUCAAGAAGCCAUAAAAAUCUGAAAACGGUUUCAUAUUUUGACAGUCAAUUUAAGUAUAUAUAUAUAUAUAUUGUUUAUUUCAUCCACCCCUAGUUAAUAUCUGAUUCUUUGGAAGCAUCUUAUUUGUCAAUUCGUGGUUAUAUUUUGUAUUAUAGAUAGGGUUACCAGGUUUGGUUAGUUCUGUUUUUUGCUAAAUAAAAUUAUUUAUCCUCUA
This is a messenger RNA of Impatiens glandulifera, 2485 nucleotides long. RefSeq names its product probable sulfate transporter 4.2. Gene Ontology annotation, molecular function: secondary active sulfate transmembrane transporter activity. NCBI's taxonomy places the organism in Eukaryota, Viridiplantae, Streptophyta, Magnoliopsida, Ericales, Balsaminaceae. Gene Ontology annotation, cellular component: membrane. Gene Ontology annotation, biological process: transmembrane transport. The transcript is spliced from 17 exons. Bases 150 to 2285 code for a protein of 711 amino acids. The record is from RefSeq and is a predicted model, not a curated record.